This is a messenger RNA of Spodoptera littoralis (African cotton leafworm), 1287 nucleotides long. The record is from the annotation of a GenBank genome assembly. NCBI's taxonomy places the organism in Eukaryota, Metazoa, Arthropoda, Insecta, Lepidoptera, Noctuidae.
AGUGCCUAUUUGGUGCGGGUGCGAGCACAGGUCAUGUGCCGCGACGAGGGCACCGGGGGCUGGGUGGCGCUUGGCGGCGGCGGGCUCGCUGAUGUCAUGGUCGGGAAGCGAGCCCGCACCCAUAGGGCCUCAGCUGGGGGCGAGAGUAACGGUGAGAUGGCAGUGCCCGGUACAUCGACAUCCACAGUAGUCGCGGCGAUCGCACCUACGCACGAAUACUUUAUACAUGGGAAGCGCAUCAGUGAUGGCUUGGAAGUCCUAGAAUGCACUAUAAAGAAAGACUUCCAGUAUAACAAGGUGAUGCCCACGUUCCACCACUGGGUGACGGACGAGAAGCGCUUCGGUUUGACCUUCCAGACUGCUGCUGAUGCCAGGGCCUUCGACAAGGGCGUGAGGACUGCUAUCGAAGAACUGCUCGACGGUUUGGGUGGCGCCUGGCCUUCACUUCAUGCGUAUAAAAAACACAACCCAGCGCCGAAAGAAGAGGAUGAGGAAUCCAAUAUCUUCGAGUGCCUGAACCUGCCGUGCUCGUCCCGCUCGAGCUCGGAGACGUCGUCCGCGUCGCGGCGCGCGCGCCCGCCCGACGACAUCACGCAGACUCCCAUCCUGUCCGCCAUCACGCUGCCCAGGCACCCGCUCGCAGACUCGCUGACGCAGUACGAGACUCAGUUCGACGAAACCGUGCACGCGGUGGAAGAACCGGAAAUCGAACGGUGUCCCUACGUACAUCUGUCUGCUGUCCACGAGUACACGUACCCGGCAGUGAGCGCGGCCGCCUCGGAGAUGUCGUCGCCCAACACCAAGCCGCCGCUACUCAAGCGGGACUCCGGGUCGAUGAAGAAGGGCGGCAGUGGAGGUUACAGCAGUGGUCCCCCGCCAUUGCCGGACAAGAAGCCCGCGGAGGCUACAUUCCAGGCGCGGAUUAAGUGCAGACACUGCCACGAGUGGUACCUGGAGAGCGCCAACCGCGCGGGCGCGUGUGAGUUCGCCCCCGACUGUUUCCGCUCGUGCAUCGACUGUGUCUCCUGCAUCAAGUGCGCACAGUGCAUGUUGUACCACUGUAUGGCGGACGCGGAGGGAGACUUCGCGCUACAUCCAUGCGCCUGCGCACCGCCUGAUGAGGCCUGCGCUAAGCGGUGGAUGGGCGUGAGCCUGCUGAGCGUGUUGGUGCCGUGCCUGUGGUGCUACCCGCCGCUGCGCUGCGUGCACGCCGCCGCCCGCCUCGCGCGCUCCGCCGGCGGCAUGCACGCGCCCACACCGCGCGCGCCCCGCCCCGCGCCCGCCUAG